AUGGACGAUAUUUUGAUAGAAUUGUCCGAUACCGAUUUGGAACAGUUGGUAAAAAUGUACGAAAAACACCGCAAAGAGUUGCCCUAUUUGUACAGCUUUUUGCACAUUUGCGUGAAAUCGAAAAAAAUCGGCAUGCCAGAUUUUGUAAAAGUUUGGUCACCCAAUAAUUGGUGGAAAAUAGAAGGGACUUUUAUUGCUUCAGUGCCUGUAAGACAAAUGGGUGCCCUGCAAACUUUGGAACAAUACAAAUUAAAAGGUUAUGCCGCUUUAGCUGUUAAAAAAUGGCCAAAACUUUAGCUGAAGCUGGUUUUGAUUGUUGCGGUUCGGUCGAUCGAGGAAAUGUAGCUUCAGAAAGGCUUUUGUCCGAAUUGGGUUUCAAAAAAUUACGCGCUUAUCAUUAUAUUGCUGUACAAAAUGAAUACUAAAUCAUUUGUUGUAAAAAUAACAAUAGAAAGUAUUUUUAAUUACAUACUUACAUAAUUUAAGUUUGCUAUUAUGGAUACUGCUUUGUGUUGUCUAUUUUUAUUCUGAAAUCAAAUGUUUUUAUUUACCAUUAUAAGUUCAUUAUUUUAGUAUUGUG
Messenger RNA from Ceutorhynchus assimilis (cabbage seed weevil), 580 nucleotides. The record is from the annotation of a GenBank genome assembly. NCBI's taxonomy places the organism in Eukaryota, Metazoa, Arthropoda, Insecta, Coleoptera, Curculionidae.